Molecule: messenger RNA, 4386 nt
Organism: Gasterosteus aculeatus aculeatus (three-spined stickleback)
Lineage: Eukaryota; Metazoa; Chordata; Actinopteri; Perciformes; Gasterosteidae
Gene: slc44a5b
Product: solute carrier family 44 member 5b
Biological process (GO): transmembrane transport
Cellular component (GO): membrane
Molecular function (GO): transmembrane transporter activity
Source: RefSeq, a predicted model, not a curated record
GGCAGCAGCAGCCGCGGUGCACGUCCCCUUUAAGAACGUUUUUGGAAUAAUUAAUGACGUCACGCUGUAAACACGGCUGACGCUCGGCUGCGUGGCCGCGAGCAUCCUCCAAGAGCCCCGAGAGCCUCUUCCAGGUUCCCGCUGCGUUUCGCUUCUCGACGGGACCGGGGCGAGAGGCGCUGAAAAUCACCGCGGCGGUUCACCCCGACUCUCGUAUGCGGUCUCCAAAACCGGAGGCGACGUCGCAUUUGCCCCGCUAAGUGCCAUGGCUGGAAAUACGGACGUCCCCUCCUCGCACUACGGUGAGCCGCGCAAGUUUGACCCAAACUUCAGAGGGCCUGUUCAUAAAAGGAGCUGCACUGAUGUGGUGUGCUGUGUUAUAUUCAUCGUUGUCAUCCUCGGCUACAUCGCGCUGGGUACUGUGGCCUGGUUCCAUGGCGACCCCAGCAAGAUCGUCUAUCCGACUGACAGCCAUGGACACUUCUGCGGCCGCCAAAACACCCCCAAUGCAAACAAAUCCAUAUUAUUCUACUUCAACAUGUUGAAAUGUGCCAAUCCUGCAGUUUUGGUUCACCUCCAGUGCCCUACAACCCAGCUCUGUGUCUCCAAGUGCCCUGACAGAUUUGCAACUCUACUGGAUUCGUGGAAUACCAAUAGCUGGGAGUACUACAAGCAAUUCUGCAGGCCGGGCUUUGAUAUUAGUAGUAAGUCCGUUGUAGAAGCCAUUCAAGAUGAAGACUGCCCAUCAAUGAUCGUGCCAAGCAGACCCUUCCUUCAGCGGUGCUUCCCUGAUUUCAUUACAAGAAAUGGGAUUUUAACAGUAGCCAAUAAGACCAUCUUCAAAGACGGUGAGAAUCACGAGCGAAGUGUCAACGACCUCAAAGAUGCCGCCAACCAAGUAACAGCGGUGCAACAAGCAGUGGACAGAAGUAUCUCCAGCCUGCUGAAUGCCAAAGAAAUUGGCAUCAAGAUCUUUGAGGAUUAUGCAAAUUCCUGGAACUGGAUCCUCCUUGGUCUGGUGUUCACCAUGAUGGUCAGUCUGGUCUUCAUCCUCCUGCUGCGCUACAUCGCCGGUGUGCUGCUGUGGCUCGUUGUCUUUGGGAUCAUCGCUGCGAUCGGCUUCGGUAUCUGGCACUGCUACUGGGAGUACAGCUCUCUGAGAGGGAAGCCGGGUGCUAAUGUCACCAUCUCUGAUAUCGGCUUCCAUUCGGACUUCGGCGUUUACCUUCAGCUCAGCCAGACGUGGCUCAUCUUCAUGAUCGUGCUCUCAAUAAUUGAGGUGGUCAUUUUUGUUAUCCUGAUAUUUCUGCGGGCGAGGCUGCGCAUCGCCAUUGCAUUACUCAAGGAGAGCAGCAGGGCCGUCAGCUACAUCAUGUCCACUCUCCUCUACCCCAUCAUCACCUUUUUCCUGCUGGCCGUGUGCAUCGCCUACUGGCUCGUCACAGCAGUCUUCUUAGCAUCAUCGGGUAAUGCCGUCUACAAGGUCACAGCUGCUGAUGAUAAAUGCAUGUAUGCCAACCUCGCAUGCAGUCCAAAAACCUUCAGUCAGACCAAUAUCACCAAAGUGUGCCCCGGGUCACAAUGCAUGUUUGCCUUCUACGGCGGGGAAAGUGCGUACUACCGCUACAUCCUGGUCCUCCAUCUCUGUAACCUGUUUGUGUUCCUCUGGCUGGUGAACUUCACCAUCGCGCUGGGUCAGUGCACCCUGGCAGGGGCCUUCGCAUCCUACUACUGGGCCCUGAAGAAGCCCAAAGACAUCCCUCCAUGCCCCCUUGUGUCCUCGUUUACCCGAGCCUUACGCUACCACACGGGUUCUCUGGCCUUCGGCUCUCUGAUCCUCUCUGUGGUGCAAGUGAUCCGAAUUGUUCUAGAGUACCUCGAUCGCAAACUGAAAGAUUCCCAAAACGGGUGUGCUCGAUUUGUGCUCUCCUGCCUCAAAUGCUGCUUCUGGUGCCUGGAACGUUUCAUCAAGUUUGUAAACACAAACGCAUACAUAAUGAUAGCAAUAUAUGGGAAGAGCUUCUGCACCUCUUCCAAGGAUGCUUUCCACCUCCUGCUGAGGAACGUUCUUCGGGUGUAUGUGCUGGACAGGGUGACCGACUUUCUGCUCUUCUUGGGGAAACUGCUCAUUACAGGAAGUGUCGGUGUUAUUGCAUUUUUCGUCUUCACACAUAGAAUACCCAUCCUUCAAGAGGGGGUGCCAUCCCUAAAUUACACCUGGGUGCCCCUACUGACGGUGAUAUUUGGAUCCUACGUGAUUGCACAUGGCUUUCUUAACGUGUACGCCAUGUGCGUGGACACGCUGUUCCUGUGCUUUUUGUGGGACCUGGAGGCGAACGACGGCUCUCCGCAGCGGCCCUUCUACAUGAACAAAACCUUGCAGCGUCUCCUCUGCAAGAGAAACGAUGGGACGGCCGGCCGGCGAUAGAGAAAAGGCAUUUACCAAAGCACGGGGCGAGCAAACCAAACACUACGCUGUUAUGGAUAAUCUAACUCCACGGAUUAUUUCAUCCACAUUCAAAUGAGUAAUGGCCUUGAUAUUUUAGAAACGCAGUUUGUAUCCCAAACAUUUUUUAUUGGAUUUUUAUCGCACAAGUUCUUGUAAAUAUGUAUUUUUUUAAUGUUCUAGUUCUAAUACAUAUAUAUAUUAAUAUGUGUAGCCACAGUCAUACUUCACACUAAUUUCCUAUUGGAAUCUGUGAUUUCUUUCUUUAUUGAGAUUGUGGUAAAUGCCAGCUGUUAUGUGUUUUAUUUUUUAUUUUUUACAUUUAAUCUCUUGUGGGGCCGGUCAUUAGCAGAAGCUGCUGUUGAGGUGUGAAUGCCAAAGCCCAUCCAACUAGUUCUCCCGUGAAAUGGUAAAAUAUUGCCGUUUUUGACCUUAUAUUGUCUCACAUUGAGAAACGUGUUUGCGUCCACCGUCUUUAUAACCACAAGGACGUAAUGGCACAGCAGUUCAAAGUGCUUCAAUUUUUAAGUGCCUUUUUCAAAGAAAUUCCUCAUUGAGUGUGUAAUUGCAUCCUGCAGCUGCAUGAUUUGCAUUUGAAGAUCGUUUUUAAUUUAUGGCCUUUUUAUAGAACUUGUUAAGGCGACACUCAGCAGCCUGUGACGGCUCUUCCAGAUGUUAGGACUAGGAGUGGAUGGUGAAGUAGAAGGAAUGUCCCGGAGCCUUGGCGUGUUGCUCGUGCGUACCGUGACACGGAAUGAUCUUAACUCUCCCCGUAGAUGUAUCUUUUCAAAAUUGAUGACUCACCUUUUUUUUUUUUUAAAGGUGGCUGUAAAGAGAUGUUUCCUUUACAGGCGAUAGGAGCUGGGCUCAUCUGAUGUCAAUUUCAAUGCACUUUAAUACUAGAACCUUUUCAUAGCACUUAAAAUAUUUUUAUUAAUUAAGACAACUUAAUGUGAGGCCUCUUGCCUCUGAUUAUUGAAAACAACAUCUGGCAUUUAGCCAUUUAAACAAAGAUAUCCGUGUCUCAGACACACUGAACACUGAACUCCCCUUUAAAUGCGUUUUUCCUUUUAUUCACUUCAUCAUUUUUAAUUUGUUGCUUUCCAACAUUUGUAAUGCGCAUUUCUGGCGUCAGACAGGCGGGUUGUUGGUGAAAAGGACCGAUGUAAUAAAGUAGUGGCACAGCUGUCCUCGUGUUUCACGGGCAUCACACUUCUGAUGUUUUUGUCUUUUUCCUAAACAGACCAUACAUCACCUGAAAUGACGUCCUCAUUCACGUCCUUUAGAUCUUUGAGAUGUGACUCAGGCGUGCGAGUCUUUGUGGCGUGUUUGUCGAACCGGAGAACCUGCCCUCAUGAUGCCGCAGAGUGACAGUACUGCCAGGACGCGCACACACACACACACACCUUCUGCCGCCGUUAGAGACGAACACGCUGGGACACGUACGACGUGACCUUUCAGCAAAAGCAAAACAAACUCUUGUGUAUCAGAAAGGAGACGGAUGAUGCAUGCAGUGCUCCGGGUGGCAUCAAACCUGCACAUUAUUGUUGUUUCUUCUACUGAACAACGACACCAGUUGAAUUGUAGUCGUUGUGUUCUUCGUUGUUCACGUCGCUCAGCUUUGAGUUUCCUUCCCAUGAAGGAGAACCCUGGAGAUCUGAUAAGUGUUUUUUUUUUUUUUUUUAUAUUCCUUCCCCCUCCCUCGCAUGUCUGGAAAUUAGAUUCUUUUGGCCCACCGCAGUCAACAAGUAGACACAAGCAAGUCGUCGCUCCUCGCUGGAACGUGCGCCAGCUUUCUUACCGCUGACUCUUAAGUGUCAAACUAGAGAUGCAGUUGCUAUUAAGUGCUUCACUCAUGUUUGCUCAUUUGGUCAGAAAGCUGACGCUAUAAAUGCCACCGCCAUGUAUAUAUUUAUUUAUUAAAGGUUGCAUGUGUUUUU